GAAUCGGCAAACGCGGAGGUUCACUAAUCUGUGUGAAAAUCCACGCCCAAAAGCACACGACACAGCCAGCGAGAUUCACACCUUGAGUCUGUGUCAACAUGUCGAAUCCUGAUGUAACACAGCCCAAUGGGAACACCAUCAUAAUUGCGAUCAUUGUCCCGGCCUGUUGCGUUAUCCUUCUGAUGACCCUACUCAUACUACAUCGCCACCGAACGUAUCUCCUGCCAGGACUCAGUCACGAUGUCGAAGCAGCGCGGAAAGAAGAACGCGUACGAAUGCGGCGGGCCGAGCUGGAGAGCAACAUCAAGACCGAACACUUCUACGACUGGCUGGCUGCACAGAAAGAGAAGAACCCUGACUCACUUCUGACUAGUGACCCUGUGUGUGCGAUCUGUCUUGACGAGUUCGACGAGGAUGCGCAGAUACGGGGUUUGCGAUGCUCUCAUGCUUUCCACACUCAAUGUCUGGACGAGUGGUUUGGUCGCUAUAAUGAAUACUGCCCACUGUGCCACAGAACCAUCAUACCAGGCAAACGGCCUAUGAGACCGCGAAUGACGGAACGGCCGCGACCGAUGCCUGUCGCUUUUAUGGGACAUGUCGUUUGAAAACCAACUUGCCGCGCCGUAGACGCAUUCUGUGGCUUGAUUCUGGCCCCUUGGCGUAUACGCCUACGAGUGUCGACAGAGCACACGACAGCUGCGCGAUUAUCAAGGAAGAUGGUUCGAUGACAGUGCGGUAAGGCAACGAGCUAGGGACUGCUCGCUUUCGCGAAUUCUUCUCCGCGGGAUUCUCGUAAUUGCCGCUCAUCAUGCAGCACAUAUCAACGGGAAGACUGGUGCCAUGUCGUGACAGGGUGUCCCUUCCUACGAUCGCAUCGAAUGGUUGCGGAAUAUGAGUAUCCUUGCUCCCCACAAGGAGCGACAAA
This is a messenger RNA of Boeremia exigua, 925 nucleotides long. RefSeq lists its product as uncharacterized. Gene Ontology annotation, molecular function: zinc ion binding. The record is from RefSeq and is a predicted model, not a curated record. Bases 99 to 605 code for a protein of 168 amino acids. The transcript is spliced from 4 exons. Lineage: Eukaryota; Fungi; Ascomycota; Dothideomycetes; Pleosporales; Didymellaceae.